This is a messenger RNA of Stegostoma tigrinum, 7472 nucleotides long. RefSeq names its product FAM161 centrosomal protein A (gene fam161a). Lineage: Eukaryota; Metazoa; Chordata; Chondrichthyes; Orectolobiformes; Stegostomatidae. The transcript has 7 exons. Gene Ontology annotation, cellular component: cilium. The record is from RefSeq and is a predicted model, not a curated record. Gene Ontology annotation, biological process: cilium organization. Bases 511 to 2559 code for a protein of 682 amino acids.
ACGUUGUUAUCUCGGAUACAACACUGGCUGUUUCCAACAAUGUUAUGGAAGUGGAAAUUACCUUGGCAGUGACGCAGAUAUCAGCUGCUUUCUAAUUACAAAUACACAACGGCGGUGUUGUUUUACCUUACAGGUCAAACUGCUUGAGGCGAGGUUAAGAAGGCAGGACCUUCUUGAUAAUCUCAGCCCAUGGGGGGGAUUGAACCACCCUGUUGGCGCCACCGUGCAUUGCGCCGUCCAGCUAACUCAGCUGGUAUCCGUGAUACCAACAUCCUAAUUUCACUCCAAAGUCUGCUGUCAUUUUUAAAAAUAUAUCAAUUAACACAAAUAUUGAUAGGUUCGCCAUCGUUACAAUCAGUUUGUGCCUUUCUCGGUAGAGGAAGGUAAAAGAGAAUUGGAAUAAUCGCGCUCCAAAAACGAACGAUUUUGACCCUGCGGGCUCCCCGUAAUGUUAAUCCCCCUCCCGUGGAUUGACCGUUGCUGUAAGGGUUGCGGCGAAGUCUCGACGAGAUGCAGAAUCCCCACCAGUUCUCGGUUCUCAUUACCUCCUGCAUCAAAACCCCCGUAAAUCCGAAGACCAGGAUACCCUCUACUCUGUACGAGAGAAGGAAAGCGCCGACUUUACGAAACAGCCAGAAACCAUCUGUCGCCGAGGAGAAUGAAAAUGACUCUGAUCCUGAUACCAGUGAAGCAGUGCAACCCAGAACAACUCAUUAUAUGGAUGAUAGCGAUUCCAUAAUCCCCAGUAAUUUAUGUGGCAUGUCCAACGAAGACUACUACAAGAAGGUCACAGAAUUAAAAAAUGCACAUGCCCACACUAUAGCAAUACUAGCAAAACUGUGUGAGAACAAACUAUGUGUCAGAAGCAUGGCAGCUACUUUGGAGGAUCCCUGUGAGUCUUCAGUGCAUUACAGUUUAGGUAAGAAAAACAAUGUCUACCUAUCUCACUCAACAACUCAGGUGGGCAGUACUGCACACUCAAGCAUGUCAGAAAUGUCAAAAGAAGAUCAGGAAAAAGGUGGGGAAAAUCGCAUGUCCUACGGAAAGGAUCGAAUUCAGGGAAUGUGGGAUGGAUUUUCUGUGCAGGACUAUAUUUCAGAUGAAGAGCCCCAGAAGCCCAAAAGCUCAAAUUUACCAUUUACAAAAAUGCAGAUAAUGAAGAAGGAGCAAAAGCAGUGGUCACCGAAGAUUACAAUACCACAACCUUUCCAGAUGACUCUUAGAGAGGCUGAGAAAAAACUGAAGAAACUGAAGAUAAAAUCUAGGUCUGAAAUUGAAGCAGAGAAUCAGAUGCUAAGAAAGCAAUUAGAGGAAGAAGCAGAAUGUCAGAAAAAGUUCCGUGCUAAUCCUGUGCCAGCCCAUACCUACAUUCCUUUGCUGGCAGAAAUAGUAGAACGGAAUGAAGAAAGAAGGAGGUUUGUAAAGAUGAGAAGCCAAGAAAUUUUACAGGCUAUGCAAAAACCAUUUGUCUUUCUUGAAAGAGAGGAGAAAAAGAAAAAAGUCAGAAAAAUGCAAAUAGAGGAACUGAAUAUUUCAGUAAGUAAACCAAAGAAAUUUAAAGCAAAACCAGUUCCUAGAUACCUUUAUGAUCAAACAAUUAGUGACAGAAUUAAAGAGCAAGAACUCUACCGAGUAAUUAAAAUGAAAGUGAGAGCUCAAGAGACAUUACGUGGUGCGUCUCUUCCAAAAAAUAUGCUUCAUAAUACCUUAUUGGAAAAGAAGAAAGCAAUAUGUUGGAACCCAGAUAGAGAACUGAAAUUCAAACCCAAGAUUAAUACUAAAGUACCAAAUUUUGAGAUGUUGCACAGAAAGUCUCGUAGACAGUUUAUGAGAAAGGAGGAUUUGAAAUUGACAACCGUGUGUGAACCCUUCCAAUUGCUCACUCCUCAGCUUCCCUCAAAAAAAGAAAAGGUGUUGAAUGAUAUAAUGGCAGAUGAAAAUCAUUUAAAAGAGACCCGCUGGCCUUAUUUGCCGUGCAGAAACCAGUGGAAAUCACAUGACAGCACAAAUUCAAAUCAGUCAGGAUCUUUGGACUUGAAAAUUACAAAGGUCACUGAGUGUGAAAAGAAGAGAAAAGAAGCUGUUAGGAAAUUGCUGGAAGAGAAAAAGAAGAAAGAAGAAAAAGAGGAAAACUGGAAACGAGAGCAGAAACUGAGGGAAAGAAAAUUGAAAAAAGUCAUAUCUACCCGUGCCUGGGCCAAUGAUCCACACAAGAGCCUGGCUGAAGUCUCGAGAUCAAAACUGAAACAAUAUAGGAAUCAUCAAAGAAAAAGAACAAAAGAAUACCUGCUGGAGCUUGAGGAGAUGCAGGAUAGGGUAAACAGGAAGCCUCUGCUCUUAGAAGAGCUCACAAUGAGGAAUGCCAGAAGAGCAGCAGAAAGACAAUAUGCUGCAGCACUAAAAUUACAGGGAUUGAGUGAAGAUUUUGUAUCUAGAAAAGGUCACUGUGUCCCAGACUAUGUUUCACAUUCCAGUGAUGAGGAGUCUGAGAAAAGUAAAGAUAAUAGUAAAGAAAGUUCUCAGGAAGAAACUGAUGGAUUUGAAUCUGAUGAUGACUAAAAUGAUAGCGAGCUUAUUGAGGAAUCAAGAGACAUGGAAGAAAAGGGAUUUAAAGAAAAUGAAGAUGAGUAACUACAAAGAAAGCAGCGAACAUGAAGAAUUUUAUAUACGUGGUAAAUGUAUAAGAUUUAUUGAAUAUUAAUUAUGUUUCUUUUAUUACUUCCUGGUGAUACUGUUUAGAGUUUGAAAAUAUGAUCAGGAACUAGUAAAUUCUAAUAUUUAUGGUAGAUCACCUCAUGAUGAAACUGAUUCACUUUCAUGACUGAAGCUUUUUAGCAAGUGUCUGACCAGUUUGUCGUAUGCAUUCUUAAACAUAUACCAGAAUACCAAUCAAUACUGAUGUCAACUAUUUUUACUGAUUUGUGAAAAUAUUUCAAGCAUUUCCUAUGAGGGAAUCUGCUGAAUGACUUAUGUGCUGUAUAUUAGCAUGAAUAUAUACUUACAUUAAUGUUUGAACUGUUUUCUAAAACUUCUGCCCAAAUAUUCAGCCGAUUUAAAAUUGUAAAUUGCGAUGACAGAAUCCAAAUCACAUGCGCAAGCACAUUUGUUUUCAGAUGCAGGUUCAUUUAAAAUAACUAGCCUAAAUUACAAAAUCACGAUGAUGAACUACAAAGUUAAAAUGUCGACGACACUUUAGUUAAUUCCAAAUUGGAACUCAUCAGAUUCAAACUGUUCGCAUCUGAUUCUGAUUUAAAAAUUAAGAUUUCAAAGCCUUGAAGGAAAGCAAGCACUCUCUUCCUAUAGUAACAGAAAAUGUGCUGAUAAUGUUUUUGCUGACCCACUAUGAACUACUAAGGGUAAAUUGGUUCAUUAUGUGUCUAGAAUUCUUCGUUUGUAUUUUGUAAUGCGAAUGGAUCCUGAAAAAUACAAAAUAAGUGAUUCAGUUUUGCUUAAUGGAAAAAGAACAACAUUUGUACAUAAUGUUAAACAAAGGGAGUAAGCUAAUUUUGUGAACGGAAAAUACUAUGCAAGAAAAUAUAGAGAUCAAUAAAAGAUACUAGCCUAGCCAGCACAGUCGUACAUUCCAUGAAUAAAUAUAAAAACAACUUCUGCCCUUCAGUUUUCUCAUUGGUAGAAUCCAACAGCAAAUUUAUUUAUUAAAAAAUACAUCCUCAAACCAGGGAUAAUAUUUGAAAUCAUCAAUAGAAGCUAUUUUUCUUAGGCUAUAUCGAAUGAUCUUAUUUAAGUCUAUACACGUUGGUGUAUUUGAGCCAUUUAAACCUACUUUUGAGUGGUAGUAUGUCCAAAUAAUCUAAGACACUGGAUUCAGAUUCCAGUCUCUUUGGAAGCAUGGGUUCCAAUCUCACUGCUGACAAACUAUUAGGAUAAUUGGCAUUCAGAUGCUUUAGUAUCUUCUUUGGGGUGUAUCAUAGCUCCUGGUAAUGAUACUUUGAUCUAAUUUUGAAAACUUUCUAUUUGUAAGUUUCAGUUGACCUCUUGACAUUUUGUUACAAUGUCCAACAGAGACCUGUCUAAACCAUGACUGUUAAAUUAAAAGUUUCACCUUCUAAGGUGAACCAUCAGGGUUAAUUUAGAAAAAUUGAAACGGGGUGAGACAACCCACAGAGACUUCCAGACUUUUACUCCACCUGGUGUGGAAAUCUUGAACAAAACCUCCAAAUGGACUAUCCUUGAGUAGAGAGGACCAGUUCCUCUGUCUCAGAUAUUUAUCUUCACUUAAAAAUGCUAACAUCAAUUAUUUCCAGUAAUUCUUCGAGCCAUUCAUCAAGUGUUGGGUCUGUCAGUUCGAAAAAUCGUGGUCUGGCAAUUAAAUGGCCAUACAAACUGACCUAUGCUAUCAAAUGCAACUUACGUAAAAAUUACUGGUGUUGAAGGAAGCAUCUCAAAUACUAAUGAUUUUUAUGCAAGGAAAGAUCAUUUACAAUUUCUAUAUAUCACUGAAUCAAAUAUACCAGAGUAUCUUUUAUUCUCAAUAUUUCCAGUUUAAUCCAUUAUAUUGAAUUUCAAACUCUUCAAUCAGAGUACUUGUUUUUCUUUACAGUUAUAUUGUGUGACUGGCGAACUAUGAUUUACAGUGCUUACUCAUUUGGCCCCACACUUAACGUAGUCUAUUGUAAACUGGAACUAAUCUUAGACACUUAAAAACAUUUUAAACACUUGAUUUUUGCAAAAUUGAAAGCUUAGUACAAAAACUUAAUGUAUUUUCUUACAAAUCUAUUUUCAGUUGAAGAGCAAUGAUUGGUCACUGACUGCAACUAUUAAGAAAGCUAAUCUUCUAAUGCAUAUUAACUUGUUUGAUUUCAAAUUGGUAAUUCUCUUUAUACAUUUUCAUUCAUUGAUUUUUGGUGAACUAGAACUACCUGGAAAAGCUUUGGUAGAUUUUUGAAGGCUUAGGUUGAUGGUAAAGUCCACGUCUGAAAAUGAACCUUCCAGCUCAGCGAGCAAUCUCACAUCCAGAACCUCCAACCUGAGCUACAAAUCUUCUCAAAACUCGCUGGUAAAGUCCAUCUCUGAGGUGGCAUUGAUAUCACAGCUUAGUGUUUGACGAUCAUUGUUGACGGUUGAGCUAGAACAGCCUGUAUGAUCUUGAUAGUCCAAAGAUUUAGACCCUAAAUCUACAUUUCGUAUCAUUAGCAGGAUGCAUCUGUAAUAUUCAAUAUAAAUUUUAAAACUGCGAGUUAGCAUUAACCAGAAACAAAGGAUAAGUUUUAUUGCAAUGUACCAAUCAAAAGGCUCCUCAGUAAGCUUAUAUUAUGUAGCAAUAGGUAUAGUCUGGGAAUGGAAAGUCUAGAUGACUUACCAUUUUCAAUUUUAAAAACAAUUGAAUUAUUUAGAAUUGCGAAAGACUGAAGCAUACAGAAAUAAUGAUUAAUAGCAAGAAGAAAAUGUUCUGGUAUGUAAGGCAGUUAUUAAAGAGUGCUGCUAAUCAUUGAAGUAAAUUAAUGAAGAAUGAAUUGACUGGAAGGCAGAUUGAAUGAAUCAACAUGAUUGUGCAGAGCACAAAAUUUCUCAAUGAGUACAAUGAGGCAAGUUUUUAAAUUGGAUAAAUGAGAAAUAACUUUAUUCUGUAAAUUGCUGUGUAGCCACAAAAUUGCCUCAAGUGAAUCAAGAUUUGAUGGCGCUUUUAACACCAGAAAAUGUAUUAGUGACAAGGUUAUAUUGCAUUAACGCUAAAGUUCCAUUAGUAUGUAUUCAAGAAUGUUCUUACAUCAUUAUCACUGUUGAAUGAAGAGCUAAUUAUAAUUGAAUUUAUAAGUCAUAUAAAGAUGAUAUGUUCAUUUUUGAACCAACAUACCCGUUGGAGAGAGGCAUCUGUGAUUUUCUAAAAUAUUUCUUUCACAACAUUGCAAUUUAUUCUUUAAAAGUAAAUUUAUCUCUUAUUGAGCCUUUUUCACACAGGGAAUGAAGAAGAUAAUAAUUAAUAGUGUUGAAGUUGCUUUGAAACUAAUAAAUCGCUACCAAAUAUCUUUUCAAUUAUAAAACUCCUGAACGAUGGAAGCUUCAUUGCUGAAAACUAUGGCAACUAUUGCAAAGAAGGAUUAGUACUCAAGCUUCAGGUUGAACAUCUUCUCAGCUUCUUGUUGCCAGAACAAUCAGCAACUCCCAUUAGGUUAAACAAAGUCGAGUCAAUGGGAUUCGCAUUUUCCCCAAAAAUCUGUCAGUUUUCUUUAGGCCAUUACCCUGUCUGUGCGCCAGGUUUCUUUGAAAUCCAUUCAUAGAGACUAACAAUCGGGGGCAAAAGAAAAUUACCUCUGCCUACAUUCAGUAGCGAAAAUCUUAAAGCAUUUCAAGCAUUUACUCUGGAAGAGCAAUCAGGAAAGUUUUUUAGUUUCGAUCAUGGAUUAAAUCUCAGGUACAUGAUCCAUAUAAAAUUUUGAUGGUGUAUUGUUUUAUUCCAUUUGAAAUUAUUAAUAUAUUCAUUGACAUUGCAAACACUAAUAAAAAGCCACCAAAAAUAAGCUUUAUAACCUAACUAAAGCAGUAUAUUUAUAAAUUUACUAUUGCUGUAUAUUUUUCCAUAUUCAUUUCAAAUUUUUUCGCAUUUUUUCUUCAACCUACAUCUAAUUAACUCACAGUAGACUUACCUACCAAAUCUCUCAAAUCCAAACAAAUAGUUAAAAGAUGUGAAAUGUGGAUUUAUAGUGCAUCUUCUAAUGUUAGCUGUGAUGUUUAUGUAGUCUUUUGUUAAAAUUUAGUUGGGUUUUGCAGAAAAAUAAGGCCAACCCACACCAGAUACUCAGAUAAACAACCUGUGAAUUCGUUUUAUUUAUUUUUUUGCUUUUGAAUAGUAUAAAUGUACAAACACUGCAAUAAUGCAAAGCUUUGCUUUAUUCACCAAAAAAAACACUACUUUGUACUUGGAACAGUUUUUAAGGGAAAACUGUGCACAACAGACUGCAUUGUUUCUCCAGAUGACUGCUUAAUGGGACAAUAUAAUGCUGUUUCAGUCUUUUGUCCUGAACAAUUGGUACAUUUCAGUGUAUUUUGUAUUUUGAAAUUCUAUGACAAUUCCUUUUUAUUAAAAUCAGAACAAAUUUAUUUUGUUUUUUGUAUCUUGUUUUGAUCUAUUAAAAUAUUUAUUUUGUUCUCCUUUCCUUAAAAUGUGUUCACAAUGUCCUAAUAGCCUUUAGUUACAAAAUCUCUUGCACUAUGAUGAUAAUACAUGAAGUCUCCUUGAAAACCAUUUAUAAGAACUACAGGUGUUUAAAUCAGUAGACCAGCAGUGUGUACAAUACAAAAUUUAAUUUACUUAAGUACUUAAUACACAGAGAUGUUUAAGGUUCUUGUGAAGAUUUGUAGCUCGGAUUGUGGAUGAGGUUGUUGGCUUGCUUACCAAUUUUGCUGGUUAUCGUACAGACGUUUCAUCACCACGCUAGGCAACAUCAUCAGUGCAGCCUCCAAUGAAAUGAUGCUGUUCUACUCUGCCUGAUAUUUAUAUGAUAAGGUCUGUU